AGUAAAAGAUGUAGAGAUACAAACCGCAGUGAAGCACACAAGCAUGCCAGAGAAGCAGAAUGGUUCUUCAUCAGCUGUUCAAAUAAGAAGCAGCAAACCUUCACACUCCAACAAGGGGCUGGAUGCUCUCCCCAAGCACACGCAGGCUCCAGACACAACAGACCGCAGCUCAGCCUUCCCGCCCCCGAGUGCAGAUGGCGUCAACUGCUCUUCUGAUGGAACAGAAAGUGGUUCUCAUCACGGGCUGCUCCUCGGGGAUCGGCCUGAGCCUGGCUGUGCACCUGGCCUCCGAACCCUCCAAGGCUUACAAAGUGUAUGCCACCAUGCGGAACCUGGACAAGAAACAGCGCUUGCUGGAAAGCAUGAGAGGACUGCACAAGGAGACUCUGGCCAUCCUGCAGAUGGACGUCACAGAUCAGCACUCCAUUCUCUCUGCCCGGGACAGCAUUAGUGAAGGCAGCGUCGACAUCCUGGUGUGUAAUGCAGGCGUGGGACUUAUGGGCCCCCUUGAGACCCAGUCAGAAGACACCAUGAGGGGGAUCCUAGAUGUGAACCUGCUGGGGACCAUUCGCACCAUCCAGACCUUCCUACCAGACAUGAAGAGGAGGAGGACUGGACGAAUACUGGUUACUGGCAGCAUGGGAGGACUACAAGGUCUGCCGUUUAAUGAGGUGUACUGUGCCAGCAAGUUUGCAGUAGAGGGCACCUGUGAAAGCCUGGCCAUUCUGUUACAACACUUCAACGUCCAUGUGAGUCUGAUAGAAUGCGGCCCCGUGAACACGGACUUCCUGAGGAACCUGACCAAAACGGAGGUGGGCGAUGGGUCUGUGGAGGUUGACGCGCACACGCGCAGCCUGUAUGAGACGUACCUGCACCACUGCCAGACUGUGUUCCAGAAUGCAGCACAGGACACCGAUGACAUCGUAAAGGUGUUUCUGGAGGUGAUCCGGUGUCCGUGUCCCGGCCUCAGGUACUACACCAGCAGUGCCAUGCUGCCCCUGAGCAGUCUGAAGCUGACAGCCCAUGAUGGCUCCCAGUAUGUUCGUGCCAUGGGCAAGCUGGUCUUCUCUGCUGGGAGCACGGACUCGCAGAACUAACAGCACAAACUCAACAAAACCUUCAUGUAGCUUUUAUGCAACUAAGCUACUAUGGAGUUGCGUGUUUUCUUGCCUUGAGUCUAAUAACACAUGAUACAUGUAGUAUGUAGUAAUAAUAGCACAUGAUACACAUAUGUAGUAAUAACACCUGAUACAUGUAGUAUGUAGUAAUAAUAGCACAUGAUACACAUAUGUAGUCAUAACACAUGAUACAUGUAGUAUGUAGUAAUAACACCUGAUACAUGUAGUAUGUAGUAAUAACACCUGGUACAUGUAGUAUGUAGUAAUAAUAGCACAUGAUACACAUAUGUAGUAAUAACACAUGAUACAUGUAGUAUGUAGUAAUAACACCUGAUACAUGUAGAAUGUAGUAAUAACACCUGAUACAUGUAUUAUGUAGUAAUAAUAACACCUGAUACAUGUAGUAUGUAGUAAUAAUAACACCUGAUACAUGUAGUAUGGUCUGAUAUAUGUAGUAUAUGGUCCAGUGUUU
Molecule: messenger RNA, 1590 nt
Organism: Electrophorus electricus (electric eel)
Lineage: Eukaryota; Metazoa; Chordata; Actinopteri; Gymnotiformes; Gymnotidae
Gene: hsd17b1
Product: hydroxysteroid (17-beta) dehydrogenase 1
Biological process (GO): estrogen biosynthetic process
Cellular component (GO): cytosol; cytoplasm
Molecular function (GO): estradiol 17-beta-dehydrogenase [NAD(P)+] activity
Source: RefSeq, a predicted model, not a curated record